Periophthalmus magnuspinnatus is the source of this 5545-nucleotide messenger RNA. RefSeq names its product protocadherin alpha-C2-like. Gene Ontology annotation, cellular component: plasma membrane. The transcript has 2 exons. Gene Ontology annotation, biological process: homophilic cell-cell adhesion. Gene Ontology annotation, molecular function: calcium ion binding. The coding region runs from base 167 to 2620 and encodes 817 amino acids. The record is from RefSeq and is a predicted model, not a curated record. Lineage: Eukaryota; Metazoa; Chordata; Actinopteri; Gobiiformes; Gobiidae.
GCUGUGGAGCCGUGCACCUCCAGCGGCAGUGCGCGCUGUGUAUGGCCUGCUGCAGCUCCAGCUCCGAGGCGUGGGGGCGAUGACACCGGCGCUGUCCUACAUGCACACGGUCUGAUCUACGCGGAGUUAUUCAUCAUUGAGACCUGUCCUGAAUCAAAGCGUUACAAUGGCGCUUCUGCAUGCACCUUUACGCACACGUUGGAUGGUAACGGCUUUCACGCUUAUUGCACUAUGGGGCUGUGCGCUCUCCAUCACGCGCUACUCUAUACCGGAGGAGAUGGAAGAGGGAUCCUUUGUUGCAAAUCUGGCCACGGAUCUCGGUUUGGACGUCCGCACAUUGACGCAACGUGAGGCGAAGCUCGAUUUUGUGAACAGUAAGAAUUACCUUGACAUCAAAAAAGACACGGGUGAGUUGGUUAUACGUGAGAAAAUAGACCGGGAAAACAUCUGCACCUCUAAAACCACGUCUUGUUUCUUAAAAAUGGAUGUCAUUCUCGAGAACCCCAUCCGUAUUUUUAACAUUGAGCUAGAGAUAAUGGACAUUAAUGACAAUGAGCCUGUGUUUCGCAGAAAGACAAUGAAUUUGGACAUUUCGGAAGCCACCCCUCCCGGGGAGAGAUUUUCAUUGACAAAUGCUGUAGAUGCAGAUGUGGGCACCAAUUCAGUCAAGACUUACCAUCUGAGUGAGAGCAAAUUCUUUAACAUUGACAUUCAGACCGGCAGUGAUGGUUCUAAAUAUGUAGAUUUGGUGUUAAAUGGGAAUCUAGACAGAGAGGAGCAGGGAGCUCAUAAUCUGAUUUUGACGGCAGUAGAUGGAGGGGUGCCUCCCCGCUCUGGUACAGCGAGCAUCAUUAUCAAUGUCCUGGAUAUCAACGACAACGCCCCCCUCUUCAGUCAGCCGGUAUAUACAGUCAAUGUCUCCGAGAACUCUGCUGCAGGCACUGUGGUCAUGGUGUUAAAUGCGACAGACUUGGACCAAGGCACGAACGCAGAGCUGCUAUACUCGUACACACUGUACACUUCGGAGAAAACCCAGGAGAUCUUUAUGCUCGAUCAGCACACGGGCGAGAUCAAGGUGAAAGGCGUCAUAGACUAUGAGGAGAGUCAAAGUUUUGAGAUGCACAUCCAAGCGCAAGACCGGGGCACCAAUCCACUGUCAGGACACUGCAAAGUCACAGUCUAUGUCAAUGACCUCAAUGACAACUAUCCUGAAGUCACCAUCAAGUCUGUGAAAAACGCAGUCAGUGAAGACACCCCCAUUGGCACUCUUAUCGCUGUGGUGACAGUGAGAGACCAGGACUCUGGAGACAACGGUGUGGUCGAACUCACUUUGAGCCAACAAAGAACAUUACCAUUACUUUUAAAUAAAACCUCUGAGGGGUUUUACGAGCUAAUAGUGUCAAAACCAUUGGACAGAGAAAUGAUCAGUAAAUACGAACUAAUUCUCAUGGUGACAGACAAAGGCAGCCCACCCCUAUCUGAAAAUGAAACAAUAAUUUUAGACAUUUUAGACAUCAAUGACAACGCACCCACAUUCCCUCAGCCUUUUUACACCAUCCAUGUUGUGGAGAAUAAUGUACCAGGGGCUCUAUUGACAUCUCUCAGCGCUCAUGACCCAGAUCUGAACGAAAACCAAUAUUUAGUCUACUUCAUAAUGGAAAAAGAGAUUGUGAACACAUCUAUGUCCAUGCUGUUUUCCAUCAAUCCAGAAAACGGAGAUCUUUACGCUUUAAAGACAUUCGACUAUGAAAGAGAAAGAGACUUCUUAUUCCACAUUGAGGCAAGAGAUUCUGGUGUUCCUCCACUUAGUAGUAACGUGACAGUCCAUAUUAUCAUACAAGAUCAAAAUGACAACACUCCGAUAAUAGUUUCACCGUGGAGAGCUCAAGGAUCUAUUGUAGAGGAAGUAAUACCCCGCUCCACAGAUAAGGGACAUCUAGUGGCUAAAGUUAUCGCCAUUGAUGCGGAUUCAGAGCAGAAUUCAAGAGUGACAUACCAACUUCUACAAAUCACCGAUGCUUCUUUAUUCAGCUUGGACCAGUACAAUGGAGAGAUCCGAACAACAAGAAUGUUCAGUUAUAGAGAUCCGAGGCAGCAAAGAUUAGUCAUUGUCGCCAAAGACAACGGUGAUCCUGCCUUGUCAGCUACAGUAACCAUCAAGAUCUCAACUGUAGAAAAUGUGAUGUCGUUUUCAGAAACUACUGAGCUGCCAAUUGAAUAUGACAUGUUCACGGACUUGAACUUGUACUUGGUGAUCGGACUAGGAGCAGUGUCAUUCUUGUUACUAAUCACCAUCCUGGUUAUAAUUGUCCUGAAGUGUCAGAAACCAAAGCCCAAAGCUAUCAAGAUCCCACCAAACGCCAACAGGAACAGUGUCAUCAGCAGAAAUAGCGUCAUCAGUCAGAGAAGUUCCACCAUCGCGGAUUCGACCCUGAUCUCCAGCGAUGCUUACUGGUACAGCCUGUUCCUGGCUGAGACGAGGAAGGGGAAAGUGGUGGUGAGGCAGCCCAUCAUCCCCAAAGGAGGCUACUUUGUGUCCAGUAUACCCCGGAGCAUAGGCCCCAGUGAGACGGACUCCAGAGCAUCCACACUGGAGGGCCCCAGAAGAGAACUGCCAUGAUAUAAUCACCUCUUCACUGGUGACUCACACUGAAGACAUACCACAGCUGCCCACCCAACUCCCCCCGUCCCCUCCAUCAUUGACAAUUCGACCCAUUCUUUUCUCAGAUUAAGCAUGAAUCUGCAUGGCUCUACAAUAUUCAGGCGUCAAAUCGUGUAUUGCAGAAAUCCUGGACAUUCCAAAAGUGGCCUCAUGCUGUCAUUCCUUAACCAGAGAAGUGCUGCCUUCUCUCCAGCUUUACAUACAAGGUGUGUCCAGAGAGUAAGAAGAGGGAGAUCUACAAUGAUAAUGCUUUUACCAUAUGAGUAAUAGCAGUUGCAUACCAAGUUCUUGACCUCUAUAAAGAGCUUUAAGAGUCCAUCCUAAGACUGUGCAGGUUCUGUUUUUCUUACGUAAUAUCACAGUAUUAAGCAUAUGUGUGGGUGGCUAACCUAAUUUGGUUCCAAGUGAGUACUUGAGUAAACCACAAGUUUUAUUUUUGUUGGAGAAGUAAAAAGUUGUGCUUGCAUUCUGGUCAACUGUACACAGAAAACAAAAAUAGAAAAACUGUUUGGACACACCUUGCAUACUGUAGUGAUAGAAAUCCCUCAUUGUUAAGUUCACGUUCCCACAUGAUUCAGGGCGAAAAACUCCAUAAAACUGUAGCUGGUAAUAGUGCUUAGACAUUAGUGAUAUUGAUUUGACAUAUUUUAUACAAAGCAUUUCACUACAUUUUAAGUCUUAAGACUCAUAGUGUUACUGGUAAGAAAAUAACAAGUGGUUCGGUUUUCAUUACCAUUCUUAAAUAGUGAGUUUUCAAGUGUCUUGUUUGAUUUAGCUGAUUGUAAAGAAAAGAAAAUGAGGUAACAGAAAGAAACGCACACCCUUAAAAAAUAUCAGGUGCAUAAUUUAUUUAGAAAUAUAAGCUUUAUGCCUGACUGCAAUAGGCAGAGCAGACCGCAAUAAUUCUACUUCUUAAAAAAAAAAGGUUUUAUUCAAAUAUAGUAUAUAAAUGGAUUUUUACAAAUCCAAACCUCUUUACAUCAUGAAAAAUAUUGGUUUAUAAAUUUCGCAACAUGGACUUACAAACUAAUAAAAAAAGCAUUUGUUUUCAACCGUCAACAAUCUAAUCAGUAUUAAAAAAAGGUACUAAACUUUUGUAAUACAAUUUUUAUCAUGUACGAUAAGGUCCAGACAUAAAGUGUUGUUAAUGACUGUUUUUAUAAAUAUUUUAUGUAUCAGAUUUUAUGCUGCUUUUGUGAGCUUCUUCAAGGGCAUUUUGUGUUGCGUAUUUGUAGUUUGGUGAUGUUUUUGACAGUGUUAUAAUUAUUACUAAUAUUAAGUAUUUUUCUUGACCUUUGUUGACCUCAAGAGUAGCACCUAUAUUGCACUAUAGAAAAGACCAGAUUUGUGUUCAUCAAAAAAACAAGGAGCUUUUAAACAGAAAAACCUUUGCAGUAGGAAUAGUGGACAGAGGUAGAAGAGAGGGUUCGCUCUCAGACGCCUGGCUACAGACUUAAAAUUGAUUUAACAUAAACAGAUCAGACACAACUUUAUGCGCAGAAUAUCACUGUGACCCUGUUAGUGUUGAUGUAUUUAAACUAAGUAACUGUGUAAGUAAGAGCACAUUUCACAUAGGGGGUAAACUGUGAUCUGUCACCUUCAUGAUGCUACUCAGUCUCUUUAUCCAGGUCAAGGGUGAUAUUAAGGUGUCCCUCUAUCCACAGAGUGAACACUGAUCAGAAUGCUUCAGUGCAUAGUAAUAAUACAUACUAAUUCCAUCUUUAAAUGACAAGACUGCACCUCUGUCCACUAUUAGUUUUGAUUACAAAUAAGGUGCUAAACAACAUAACCCUAAUGGUGUUACUGAACAUAGAUGUAUUACAUUAGAGGCCAGUCUAAAGCAGGUGGCUGCACUCUAAAACCCAGAAUGCACUGAUUGGUCUGUAAAUGUGAUUUGAGCUGCCUGAAUUCUUAUGCAGUGGUUCUGAGUGGAUGUAUCAGGCUACAGUCUGAGUCAGAGAAAUCCAAGCUUCAGUUUCCUGGUGUGGCUGUAACACCAAUACAGUGCACUGGCUGUCAGACCGAGGAUGUCACUUAAUCAGGAAAACACUCACCCUGGGGUACAAUAGUGUGCAAUCAAGACUGGUGUGAAAAGAAUUGCACAUGCAAUGAGCUCCUUGCGUGCCUUCUGCAUUGUUAACUUCUGAUGAAUGAAAUUACAGACUGUUCAGUGCUGUGCAAAAGAUUAAGAUUUAAGGCAGUCAAAAACAAAUGGCUUUUUAUCGGUGGUUUUCAGAUAGUAGAAUGUUAUGAUGUCAUACUCUCUGAUGGGGCAAGAGGCAGGAUUUCUUAUUGAUUGCAUUGUACUUUCCUAUGAAAUAUCCAAAAGGCAAAGUCACAAAUGUUGAACAUGUUCAUUUCUAUUAGUGACUAGAAACCCAGCAGUAUAAAAAUUGAUGACCUAAUGAUUUCUCUACUGAAAAAUGGGCUUUUAAUGACUCUUGGCUCUUUAUUCCAGCCUCACUUAAACUUUGCACAGCAUUGGUCUAUUUCCCAGUUACAGUUGUCCCUGUAUUAAAACAAUAGGAGCUCAGCCUUGUUGUUUGUGUUCAGAUUUAGAACCGGUAGAUGCAUUUAUUGUACAUUCAACUGCUUUCUACUUUGUGUUUUUAUACUGUUUUUGAUAUAUCUGUCUUCACUGUGACUGAAUGGCACAGGAAAGUGCUUCUAGAUCUCUAAAUAUUCUCAUGUGUGUACAUUUUAGGUUCUUCUACUCAUUUAUUUAGAUUGUAAUAAUCAAGCUCAUGCCACUUUUAGAAGAUUAGAAGUUUUGGGGAGAGAAUGGCCUUGCUUUUUUUCAGUUUAUUGUCCGUUUUAGAUGUUUCUGAUUUGGCGUAAAACGUUCUGCCUGAUCAUGCUAGUUUGAAUAAAGCUUUUUAAUCU